Drosophila santomea is the source of this 1717-nucleotide messenger RNA. RefSeq lists its product as uncharacterized. The transcript has 8 exons. NCBI's taxonomy places the organism in Eukaryota, Metazoa, Arthropoda, Insecta, Diptera, Drosophilidae. The record is from RefSeq and is a predicted model, not a curated record. Bases 260 to 1423 code for a protein of 387 amino acids.
GUUCAAGCGCUCUAGAACAAAUCAGCUGGCGUUCUGAUUGGAAACAUUAUUAUUUUUUUUUUUUCGUUUACUACUACUCUCAUUUUGUUAUCACCAACAGGCGCGUCUUAUUCUUGAUUACCUUAUUUUUUGUUGUUGCGCCUAGUGCAAAGAGCUUUUCCCUGCUAAAAGAUAGAGCGGUUCCCACAAUACUACGCACUCAGAUCGUCGAACUCCGAUCCCUUUUCAGAUCGCAGAUUACAGAUUGCAUAUCUCCAAGAUGUCCUCCGGUAAGAUCCUGCCACGCCGCCAGGCGGUUCCAGUCCUCUACACCAGGGGCACCCACUACGAAGUUGGCUUCGACAUGGGCCGCACAUUUGGGUCCAUGAUCAAGAACUUUCUGAUCUUAUCGAAGCCCCUCAACGAGACCUACUUGCCGCUCUACCAGUCCCCAAAAGGCAGGCAGAUCUACAACGAGACCCUGGGAUCGGUGAAGGACAGCUUCCCGCAAUAUGUACGCGAACUGGAGGGCGUGGCCGAUGGUGCGGAGGUGGAAUUCCAUAAGCUAUUUCUACUGCAUCUGGACGAGAUUCUGCCCCAGGCAUUGAAGCACCAACCACGUAGCAAAAACCAACCCACCGGCUGUUCCACCAUCAUUGUCAACCAGAAGAAUUGCCGCCUUUUGGGGCACACGGAGGAUGCGCUGACGGAGACCCUGAAUCACUACUACUUCGUGGUGGCCCACAUCAUCAGCGACAAGCCGCAGGGCAAGUACAACGUCAAGGAGGAGCACUUCAUGUCCCUCUGCUACGCCGGCCAUCUGCCCGGUUACACCAUGAGCCAGAAUCACCACGGACUGGUCUUCAGCAUCAACACCAUCAGUGCGGAGCUCUUGCGCAGCGGCAAAACUCCGCGACACUUCAUCACCCGGGCGCUGUUGGCCACCAGCAACGUGGACGACGCCUUCCGGGUGCUCAAGGAUGCGGGAGUGGGUGCAGCGGAUGCCUGCUCCAUCAACUUUACCUUCCUGGCUGAUCCCCGCCAGAUGUGCUACAAUGUGGAGAUGGCUCCGUCGCCGGAGCGCAAGAAUGAGUCCCAUUUGAACAUCAAGGAGGUGCCGCUGGGCGAGCACAACUACCAUGUUAACCAAUUCGAUCGCAUCCGGCAGGAUCAGGCCAACGAUCUGAUGAUCAGCUCGAGCAUCUCGCGGAUGCAAACCUUUGGUGCCUACAAUCCGCCGAUGAGCGAGCAGGAUGUGCGCCACAUGCUGGGCGACGUGUCCGGCGGCGUCUACUGCGUAUGGCGGGAGAACCACAGCUGCGACGAGGUGGUGAAGACCAUUGCCGUGGGCAUCUUCGAUCUCAGUGCCAGGACCAUCUCCCUGUACUCCGACAAUCCCAGCGAGACGGAGCCCCACUGCCGCCUGCCGCUCCUCUACAAGUAGAUCCGUCGUGGAAGGCAUGGGAUCCAUCGCGUCUUUACUUAAACAUUCUCAACUGACUAUAACAUAAAAUCAAAUCAUAUGAUCUAUCAGAUACAGGUAUUACCUAUAAUUGGGUUUUUGUACUGCGAUAUGAUUUCAAUAGGCUCCACUUUUGAUUUCACCAUAUAUGCGCAUAUAUUUUAUACAAUAUUCAUACAAAUUAUAACCAGUAUAUCAACAUUUUUAAAAAAUUUUUAAACCAAAAAAACCUAAAAUAUAUAUUUUACCUUAAAAUUACUCAAAAGAAAUUCAUUU